AUGUCCGAACCCGCUCCCUCGGUCUUUGCGACCACCAAGGCCAGCCCCGUCGCGCAAAGUGUUCGUAACCACACGUCCAAGGCCUCGUCCGAGUUCUCUUCCCUUGCUGCCUCGCGCAGGACCCCCGAGAACCCUGCUGCCACCGGGCAGCCCCUGACCCACUACCACUCAUUCUUCAAUGAGCUCCUCUCUUGGAAGAACCCUCGCGCCUCGGCCGUCUCCUUCAUCUCCAUCGUCACCUUCAUCCUCGCCGCUCGCUACCUCGAUGCCACCCGCUGGGUCCUGCGCCUCACCUGGAUGACUCUCGGCGUUACCGUUGCCGCCGAGCUCGCCGGGAAGCUCGUCCUCGGCAACGGACUCGCCUCCCAGCUCCGCCCCCGCAAGUACACCACCGUCUCCCGCGAGACCAUUGACAUCCUCGUCGGCGACUUCCACGAGCUCAUCAACUUUGUCGUCAUCGAGGCUCAGCGUAUCCUCUAUGUCGAGAACGUCUCCGUGUCUGUUGCGGCCGCCUUCUCCGCCUUCAUCGGAUACCACCUCACCAAGCUCGUUCCCUACUGGGGCCUUGCUCUGAUCAGCACCGUGCUCGCCUUCACCCUGCCCCUCGUCUACAUCACCAACCAGGAGCUCAUCGACGGGCAGCUCCAGAACGCCUCGGACAUUGUCAAUGCCCAGUAUGCACAGGCCCGCUCCAUCGCCCAGAAGCACGCCAGCAACGUCACCGCUCUCGGCAAGCAGUACGCCGGGGACUCCAUCUCCAAGGUUCAGGACUUGAUCCGCAGCCGCACUGGCGGUGCUGCCAAGUCGGCCCCUGUGCCCUCGUUCCCGACUGCUCCCACCGAAGAGCCCGAGAAGGUCGACCUGCAGGCCCCCGACGUUCCAACUGAGGAGCCCGUGGCCGAGGCCAAGCAGGAGGAGCCUCUUAUCUAA
Geosmithia morbida is the source of this 930-nucleotide messenger RNA. Its product is annotated as Reticulon. The transcript has 4 exons. Bases 1 to 930 code for a protein of 309 amino acids. The record is from RefSeq and is a predicted model, not a curated record. Lineage: Eukaryota; Fungi; Ascomycota; Sordariomycetes; Hypocreales; Bionectriaceae.